UGAAUAGUUCAAAUGCAGUAAUUUUUCCAUGACAGAUUGCCUCAUGUGUUUAACUGGUCGUCUAACCAAGUAUCGAUAAGAACUCCCCGGUCUAUCGCCAAGUGUUUUUAUCAAAUUUUGACGUUUAUUCUUGGUGAAAUCACAAAAAGUGCAGAGCUUUGCAAAAAGUAUGGUCUAGUCAAGAAUUCGAUAUCAGUAUGUACCCUCAAUCACUAAAAUAUUUACUAGUUAUACUAUUUAACCGUUCUCGAUUGUGCAGUGAAUAAUUUUUGCACCCUCUACCUGUAAAAAAUGGGUGUUAUUAUUGCAAAGUUUCGGAAAAGCCGGAGCACUGCAGAAGUCCUUACCAAAUUGGAAACGGAAAUCGGUUCGAUUGAAGAGUUCCAAACGAAGACUAGGCAGGCACAGAGGAAAAUUGUCUUCCGAUUUAUCAUUUUAGCCAUCGGCAUCUAUGCAUCUCUAGGGCUUUCGAUUUAUUUUCAAUUUUUCAAAAUCUCGGAAAAUCAAAAGCUGCUCUGGGUCAUACCUUUUGUAACAUCCCCAGUUGUUAUAGUCGUGAUCAAAAAGUUCCUAAGUUGGUACUACAAUCGCAAAAUAAGGAGAAAUGAACGAAAAUUAGUCUCUCUAAAGGAGCGGAAGAAGAAGAUACUGGAAAAUGUUAUGGAAACGGAGACGUACAAAGUGGCUAAAGAUAUUUUAGAUAAGUUUGGAAAUGAGCCGAAACUACCACUUCCGGCGCUACGCUUUAAAGACGCUACUCCGAUCGCUGCAUCAAGCCAUAAAGGCCCUCAAUUUGGAGUGCGGCAAAGAAACAUUGCUGCUUUAAAUACGAGUGCUUUAUUCAGUGGCUCUGCAGACACUUCUUUAGCUGUACGACAAUUAGCGAUAUCAACCCCAGUAACUGGAAGAGUGGUGAUGCCCAGAAACGCUUUAGCAUUGAGUCCAGCUGGGCCCGCAUUACCCAGAGGAAUCCUCCCGCCAGAACGAUCGGUUUUGGAUAAAAUCGUGGAAUAUUUGGUGGGAGAUGGACCGUCGAACCGAUAUGCCUUAAUUUGUAGUAAAUGCAACAACCAUAAUGGCAUGGCGCUGAAAGAGGAAUUCGAAUACCUGGCGUUUCGCUGUUGCUACUGCAACCAUAUGAAUCCAGCGCGCAAAAUGCGUCCGGCAGGUCCAAACGUUAAUUUUCCUUUAAUGAUCAAAUCACAUGAUGCUGAUAAACAGGAUGAAUCUUCCAAUUCCGGCGGGAAUUCAGAGAGUGAUUCAGACUCAGAGAAACAAGACUGAACUCGUUUUUUCUUUUGGUUGCAUUUUCUUCGCAGCCAAAUAUUUCAUUUGUUUAUUCGGAAAGUCUAUAACGUAGUAAUUUAUUCAGACGAAUUCUUAAAGCUUGAUUUCGAUAUCCAAUAAAGGGCCUACAAUUAGCAUCGUCAAGCAAUAAAUAUUUCUGCCAAUUAUGCUUAAUUAUAACUGUAUCUAGGUGAAGUCACAGUUACGACAGUUAGCUCAUUAGGGGUUUUAGUUUUCAAUAUUCCUUGUCCUGAUUGUGUUUAUGUUUUAAUUUAUUUCUUUUUGUGUGUCAUUUUUACUAAAACGUGUGUUAAAUGUAAAUACGGAAUAUUUGCGGUCGAUUAUUCGUUAGAAAACUUUAAGCUAGACUAUUGAUUUAACAAAGUCUAUUAACCAAAGUUUCAUUUUAUGUUUUAUUUCCAUACUUUGAGACAUACGUUUUUUUAAUGGCUCUUUAACAGAGUUGAAAUAAUCCCGAAUAAUUAUGUUAAAUCAGUGUUUAGGUUCAGGUUUUUUGACUAACGUCUUUUUUUGCAUUCACUAAUUCGGUUCAGGUUUUGUAUAUACCGGAUUGUUAAUAAGAUUAAUAUAAGCUUUGUCACUGAGUAAUAAUAA
Dendroctonus ponderosae (mountain pine beetle) is the source of this 1902-nucleotide messenger RNA. RefSeq names its product endoplasmic reticulum junction formation protein lunapark-B (gene Lnpk). Lineage: Eukaryota; Metazoa; Arthropoda; Insecta; Coleoptera; Curculionidae. Gene Ontology annotation, biological process: endoplasmic reticulum tubular network organization. The record is from RefSeq and is a predicted model, not a curated record. Gene Ontology annotation, cellular component: endoplasmic reticulum tubular network.